AAUAAGUUCACAGUACCUCCUUCUAAGGGAGGUGAAGGAAACUGCAGCAGCAGUACUAUAGGCUAUUGUACAACAGGAUAAUACACACAUCUUCAAGAGACUCAGAGAAGAAACACCAAAGAGCUAAUUGAUCAUUAAUCAUGCCUGACAAGGAUAUGGAGCCAACAACAGAAUAUAACUAUUCCUCCUACUACGAUGAUACAGAAGGUUUAUAUAGUUCAGAGCCCUGCAACAAUGCCAAUGUGAAGGAGUUUGGACGGGUGUUUCUGCCUACACUCUACAGCCUGGUCUUCAUUGUGGGCUUCAUCGGUAACGGCCUGGUGGUCUGUGUCCUGGUGGUGUUUAAGAGGAUCAGAAGCAUGACAGACCUCUGUCUCUUCAACCUGGCUCUGUCUGACCUUUUCUUCAUCAUCUCCCUGCCUUUCUGGUCCCACUACGCCACCGCAGCCAAGUGGCUCCUGGGGGACUUUAUGUGCCGACUGGUAACCGGACUAUACAUGCUUGGGUUUUAUGGCAGCAUCUUCUUCAUGGUGAUCUUGACAGUGGAUCGCUAUGUGGUCAUAGUCCACGCUCACACCCUGGCCAGGCCCAGAUCAGUCAGAGUAGGGGUCACUCUGUCUCUGUUCAUGUGGGCUCUCAGUCUCUGUGCCUCUCUGCCUACAAUCAUCUUCACCAAAGUAAAUAAUGAGUCUGGGCUUACAACAUGUAAACCAGAGUAUCCAGACGGUAGCAUGUGGCGCCAGGUUUCUUAUUUAGAGAUGAAUGUCUUGGGUCUACUUCUCCCUCUCUCCGUCAUGGUGAUCUGCUAUUCCAGAAUCGUUCCGAUGUUAGUCAAUAUCAAAACCACCAAAAAGCACAAAGCCAUCAAACUGAUAAUCAUCAUAGUAGUGGUCUUUUUCUGCUUUUGGACCCCAUACAAUGUGGUCAUUCUCCUGCGUUAUCUGGAGACCCAGAGCUAUUUUGGGGACUGUACGACUCACACGAACAUAGAUCUGGCAAUGCAGUGGACAGAGGUGAUAGCGUUCACACACUGUUGUUUGAAUCCGAUCAUCUAUGCCUUUGCAGGGCAGAAAUUCAUGAGUCUUGUCCUGAAGUUACUAAGAAAAUGGAUGCCAAUGUGCUUCGCCAGGCCUUAUGUUAGUGGGUUGUCUGAAAGAAAUAUCUCAGUCUAUUCCAGGUCUUCUGAAAUAUCAUCUACAAGACUGCUGUAGUUUGACUUGUAUGCAGGCACACUUCGAAUAUAAAACUCUGAGAAGGGAAAAGACAGUAAAAGAUGUAAGGAAAAGGGGGAUUUCUUUGAAAGUGUGGCACUCAGUCACCCUAACUGUGAAUCUAUGCUUACAUUAGAUACUGUAGAUAUCAGUUGCUCUUUUGUAUCUUUACAUGCUCCAAUUCCUUUGUUGAUAGAUACCUUUAAAGAGUGUUAGUUGUGUCCUCAUGUGGUAUUGUGUGAAGUGCGAAAAAAAGUAAAGAAAUUGACAGUAUGUACAGUGCAUUCGGAAAGUAUUCAGACCCCUUCCCUUUUCCCAAAUGUUGUUACGUUACAGUCUUAUUCUAAA
This is a messenger RNA of Oncorhynchus mykiss (rainbow trout), 1559 nucleotides long. RefSeq names its product C-C chemokine receptor type 5. Gene Ontology annotation, molecular function: C-C chemokine receptor activity; C-C chemokine binding. Gene Ontology annotation, biological process: calcium-mediated signaling; immune response; cell chemotaxis. Gene Ontology annotation, cellular component: membrane; external side of plasma membrane. Lineage: Eukaryota; Metazoa; Chordata; Actinopteri; Salmoniformes; Salmonidae. The record is from RefSeq and is a predicted model, not a curated record.